AUGGCAAGCUUGGUUCGUUCUACAGCUGAGCCCACCGUGAGCAGCUACAACGCCGUUUGCUCCGCAUUGGCUGCAGCCAUGCGCUGGGCGCAGGUCCUCCACACCCUUGCUGGCAUGAGGCACCUGGGCGCGCGGGCGGAAGUCGCGGGUUACGGAGCCGCCGUGAAGGCUUGCUCCAUGACGAGGAGGUGGCAAUAUGCCGUGCACCUUGUGCUGGCCAUGCGUGGCUUGAGGGUGGUGGAUCUGCAGGCUCUCCGCGACGUACAAGCAGCUGUCGAGCUUGUGCACAUGCCGGUCGCAGAUCAGCCGGUCAGCAAUGCGCAGCAGAGGCGGCGGAUUGAUAACUCCUUGGCAUCCAUGUCUUCCGCUCUGGCAAGUUUGCUGGAGGGCAGAGACGACAGCGAAGCCCCCGUCGACCUGGCGAGCCCCGAGCAGCGAGUGGUACUGGAAACGUUGGCUGGGAAGCUGGGUGCCAAGAACCUGGCAGAGGCGCUGAAAGUUCUGAAGGAGCCUGCGCAGCUCAUUGACGCGGAGUCUGGCCCGAGGUUAUUGCAGUCAAUGCUGGACAAGGACGCGCCUUUCGAGGUGUUCGUCUCCAAUGUUGAAGCAUACCGCCGGGAUCGGACUCGGAGAAUCGAGGCUGGCGACGAAUCUGCCAAGCUGAGCUUUCCGAAGCCCCAGGCGAAGCAGGCUGCCGCACCAGCGAAGGUAAAGCAACCUGCACAUCCCCCGCCAAAGCCGCCCGCCAAGGCAAUACCCAAGCAGCCAUCACAGCCGCCGAAGGCACCCGUGCCCAAGAAGCCAAGGGAGCCUUCUACACCACCGCCGAAAGCUUUGGUCAAGAGGAUCGCGAAGGCGCCGGCAAAGGGAGGCGCCGCCACCGUGACCGUGGCCAAGGCGCCGCAAAAGCGGCCCAUGCCAGAGGCUACACUGCCUCUUGCGAAGAGACCGCGGCCGAUCGGUGCAAGCGCGCAGCCGCCGAUCGUCAAGACGCCUGCACCACCUCACUCACCCUCAUUGUUUGAAGUGGAAUCGCGCGGGCGCAGUGUCGGCCUUGCGAGAGACCAGGAGCCGGGAGUGAUGCGAGAGAUGGAACCUGGUACUGAGUCGGAAGGCGAAUGCCGGCAGAUUUUCGACGUCUGGUCCUGGAACUUCGAUGCUGAGUUUGGCCAGCUCUUGGCGGCCCUCUCAUCGGCUAGUGAUGGCGCGGUGUUGGCCCUGGAUACUGAGUUCCCGGGCUUCCUGCGCGAAGAGAAGCAGACGGCGAAGCGCUCCGCAAGGUACGCAGCGCUGCGCCAGAACUGCGACAAUCUUCGGCCAAUUCAGCUGGGCAUCUCUGUGUCCCAUCGUGACGGAUCCCUCUGUGGGACCUGGUGCUUCAAUCUUUCCUUCGACGUCUACACGGACCUCUACACAGAGGCGUCCGUCGCCUUCCUGACUGCUGCGGGUUUGGACUUCCCGCGCCACGCCGCAGAGGGCAUUGACCCUGCAAAAAUCGGAAGGAAGCUCCGAGCCUCACCGCUGGUAGGUCAGCAGGGCUGCAAGCACCGCUGGGUCACUUUCCAGGGAUGGUACGACUUCGGGUACAUGCUCCGACUUUUGACCCAUCGUCGACUGCCUCCGGACUAUACUGCUUUCGAGGAGCUUCGUAGCAGCUUCUUCACUGACCGCUAUGAGCUUCGAGAUGAGCUCCCGCGAGGGUCCCUCGACAGCCUUCUCCGCGACUUUGGAGUGGAGCGCUACGGAACGCCGCACACAGCGGGCAGUGACGCAUUGGCGACGCUGGAGCUUUUCUUCGAGGUCACACGAGAGGGUCCGAAGCGCUUCCUCUCCGCGGCCUCGGGCGGUUCUGAAGCGUCAACAGCAGCUUCGGCCUACAUGCUGGAGACAGGCAGCGGGUACUUCCAGGACUCCUCAGGUUAUAGCUAUGGCCAGGGCGGCUGGAACGACGAGGUAGGACACAUCGGCUCGGAUGUGGCACCAAGCACUGGGUUCGAGCUGAAUGAGAUGGACCUGCAAGGUGAGAGCAGCCGAUGGAACGAGGGAGCCUUCAUGUCCGUGGACGUUGCCGUUGCACCCCGGGCAUGGGACGAGGCGCCGGCGCCCUACCUCGACAGCCCGACUGGCACAGGCCAAUGGCCGCUGCUCAGCACGCCCAGUCCCGGGCCGCCCAUGCAGGCACAGGCCAUGGCUUGCCCACCGCAGCCAAUGGCCUGCCAGGCACCGCCCAUUGGCAUGGAGGUCAGACCACUGCAGCCUCUGAGACAAACGAAGCAGCCUCAGGACGACGCGCAGGCGGUCCUGGCGGCCGCCGGUGCGGGCAUGGCAGCUGCUCUGCUGGAGGACCCAGUUGAGCAGCAGACGCAGCAAGAGGCAGCAAUGCAGAGCUUGCUAAUGCCAG
This is a messenger RNA of Symbiodinium necroappetens, 2401 nucleotides long. Lineage: Eukaryota; Dinophyceae; Suessiales; Symbiodiniaceae. The record is from the annotation of a GenBank genome assembly.